Molecule: messenger RNA, 5578 nt
Organism: Synchiropus splendidus (mandarinfish)
Lineage: Eukaryota; Metazoa; Chordata; Actinopteri; Syngnathiformes; Callionymidae
Product: poly [ADP-ribose] polymerase tankyrase-1
Exons: 29
Coding region: 20-3823 (1267 amino acids)
Cellular component (GO): cytoplasm; nucleus
Molecular function (GO): NAD+ poly-ADP-ribosyltransferase activity; protein binding
Source: RefSeq, a predicted model, not a curated record
AGUGGGGACUGUUGUGAAAAUGGCGACGCCUCGUCGCUCUUCUCAGCAGCAGCAGCAGCAGCAGCAGCCUGCUCCCCUGAUGUCCUCCCCGCCCCGCAGCUCUUCCCUCCCCACCAGCCCUGCAGGCGUCCAGCCUGGAUGCCUCGACGAUAUCCGGCCGCUUCUCCAGGGUGCAACGCUAGAGGCGGCGGCUGGAGGCGAGGGAACCCCGGCCUCUCCCAGUAGCAACAGCAGCUCCAGCAGCAGCAGCAGCGUUAGCUCCUCGUCCACCACCGAUGGCAGCGGGGCUAGCGCCGGUUCUACGCCCGAAGCCGUCAGCGAGAACACGGCAAGCCACGGUAGUAGUCCGAACGGGGCUUUUAGAGAGCUGUUUGAAGCUUGUCGAAACGGAGACGUAUGCAGGGUGAAGAAACUUGUGGAUGUUAUGAAUGUGAACGCGAAAGAUAUGGCUGGACGGAAAUCCACUCCUCUCCACUUCGCUGCAGGUUUUGGGAGAAAAGAUGUGGUGGACCACCUGCUGCAGACUGGAGCCAACGUCCACGCGCGGGACGAUGGUGGUUUGAUUCCUCUUCACAACGCCUGCUCGUUCGGCCACUCAGAGGUAGUGUCCUUACUGAUGUGUCAGGGUGCUGACGCCAAUGCCCGAGACAACUGGAACUACACGCCCCUGCAUGAAGCUGCUAUCAAGGGAAAGAUAGACGUCUGUAUUGUGUUGCUGCAGCACGGCGCCGACCCAAACAUCCGAAACACUGAUGGCAAGUCCGCGCUGGAUCUGGCUGAACCAUCCGCCAAGGCUGUACUCACAGGUGAAUACAAGAAGGAUGAGCUGCUGGAGGCGGCGAGGAGUGGAAAUGAGGAGAAGUUAAUGGCCUUGCUUACUCCACUCAACGUUAACUGCCAUGCAAGCGAUGGUCGCAAGUCAACACCACUCCACCUGGCUGCAGGUUACAACAGAGUGAGAAUUGUUCAGCUGCUUCUCCAGCAUGGAGCAGACGUGCACGCCAAGGACAAGGGUGGCCUGGUGCCUCUCCAUAACGCCUGCUCCUAUGGCCACUAUGAAGUUACUGAGCUGCUGUUAAAGCACGGAGCUUGUGUAAAUGCUAUGGACCUUUGGCAGUUCACACCCCUCCAUGAAGCAGCAUCGAAGAACAGGGUGGAGGUGUGCUCUCUGCUACUGAGCCACGGAGCUGACCCAACUCUGCUAAACUGCCAUAGCAAGAGUUCAGUGGAUAUGGCACCAACCCCAGAACUGAAAGAGAGACUAACUUAUGAAUUCAAGGGCCAUUCACUGCUACAAGCUGCUCGGGAAGCGGACAUGACCAAAGCGAAGAAGACACUGGCUUUGGAGAUCAUUAACUUCAAACACCCUCACACACACGACACCGCUCUGCACUGUGCAGUUGCAUCACCACACCCAAAGAGGAAGCAGUUGACGGAGCUGCUGCUGAGAAAAGGAGCGAAUGUCAAUGAGAAAAAUAAAGAUUUUAUGACACCUCUUCAUGUGGCAGCAGAGCGAGCUCACAAUGACAUAGUGGAGGUGCUGCAGAAACACGGCGCCAAGGUGAAUGCCCUGGACACAUUGGGUCAAACAGCAUUGCAUCGUGCUGCGCUGGGCGGUCAUCUGCAAACCUGCAGGCAGUUGCUAGGAUACGGAGCUGAUGCCUUGCUGGUGUCUCUGCAGGGAUUCACCGCAGCUCAAAUGGGAAAUGAAGCCGUCCAGCAGAUCCUUAAUGAAAAUGUUCCAGUCAGAAACUCAGAUGUGGAUUACAGACUACUGGAAGCUGCUAAAGCUGGUGACCUGGACACUGUAAAGUCUCUGUGCACAAGUCAGAAUGUGAACUGCAGAGAUCUGGAGGGACGUCACUCAACGCCUCUCCACUUCGCUGCUGGCUACAACCGAGUCUCAGUGGUGGAGUACCUGCUGCACCACGGGGCUGACGUCCACGCGAAAGACAAAGGUGGUCUUGUUCCUCUACAUAACGCCUGUUCGUAUGGUCACUACGAGGUGGCUGAGCUGCUGGUCAGACAUGGAGCCUCAGUCAAUGUGGCGGAUUUAUGGAAGUUCACUCCUCUUCAUGAGGCAGCUGCAAAGGGAAAAUAUGAAAUCUGCAAGUUGCUCCUCAAGCACGGAGCGGACCCGACGAAAAAGAACCGAGAUGGCAACACAUCCUUGGACCUGGUGAAGGAGGGGGACACGGAUAUUCAGGACUUGUUGCGAGGCGACGCUGCGCUGCUCGACGCUGCUAAGAAGGGAUGUCUGGCUCGGGUGCAGAAGCUUUGCAGCCCAGAUAAUAUUAACUGUCGGGACACACAGGGACGCAACUCGACCCCUCUUCACCUAGCAGCUGGCUACAACAACCUGGAGGUGGCGGAGUAUCUGCUAGAACACGGAGCCGACGUGAACGCCCAAGACAAAGGAGGCCUGAUCCCUUUACACAACGCUGCUUCAUACGGGCACGUGGACAUCGCUGCCCUUCUCAUCAAGUACAACACCUGCGUCAAUGCCACAGACAAGUGGGCCUUCACUCCUCUACAUGAGGCGGCGCAGAAGGGGCGGACCCAGCUGUGCGCAUUGCUUUUAGCCCACGGAGCCGAUCCUACCAUGAAGAACCAGGAGGGCCAAACUCCGCUGGACCUGGCCACUGCCGAUGACAUCCGUGCGCUGCUGAUUGAUGCAAUGCCACCGGACGCCCUGCCCAGCUGUCUGAAGCCCCAAGCUACUGUGGUCAGCGCAAGUGUGGUGAGCGCGGGAGCCACUGGUGGAGUGGUCAUUUCUCCGUCGCCGUCACCGUCGUGUCUGUCGGCAGCCAGCAGUAUCGACAACUUGACCACGCCCCUUAAUGACAUGUCAGUGGGCGGAGCCACUGGGAUGGCGGAUGGAGCCUCCGGGGCAGACAGAAAAGACGUUGAAAGUCUGCUUGACAUGACCAUCAACCAGUUCUUGAAGAGUUUGGGCCUCGAUCACCUGAGAGAAAUCUUCCAGAGGGAGCAGAUUUCGCUGGAUGUUCUGGCAGACAUGGGUCACGAGGAGCUGAAAGAGAUCGGCAUCAAUGCUUAUGGUCACAGGCAUAAACUCAUCAAGGGCAUCGAGAGGCUUCUGGGAGGCCAGCAAGGUGCCAAUCCUUACUUGACAUUCCACUGCUCAAGUCAGGGGACUGUGCUGAUCGACUUGGCGCCAGAUGACAAGGAGUUCCAGUCUGUGGAGGAAGAACUGCAGAGCACAAUCAGAGAGCACCGCGAUGGAGGCAACGCAGGCGGAGUCUUCAGCCAGUACAACAUCAUCAAGAUUCAGAAGGUGGUCAACAAGAAGUUGCGGGAGCGGUACUCGCACCGGCAGAAGGAGAUCGCGGAUGAGAAUCACAAUCACCACAAUGAACGGAUGCUGUUUCACGGUUCGCCCUUCAUCAACGCCAUCAUCCACAAGGGCUUCGACGAGCGCCACGCGUACAUCGGCGGCAUGUUCGGCGCCGGCAUCUAUUUUGCAGAGAAUUCCUCCAAAAGCAACCAGUACGUGUACGGGAUUGGUGGAGGCACCGGAUGUCCCACCCACAAAGACCGGUCCUGCUACGUGUGCCACAGGCAGAUGCUGUUCUGCAGAGUGACGCUGGGAAAGUCCUUUCUCCAGUUUAGCGCCAUGAAAAUGGCCCACGCUCCACCGGGGCACCACUCCGUGAUUGGUCGGCCCAGUGUCAACGGGCUGGCCUACGCCGAGUACGUCAUCUACCGUGGGGAGCAGGCGUACCCGGAGUACUUGAUCACCUACCAGAUAGUGAAGCCGGAGAGCUUGGCCACGCCCACAGCCUCUGCUGAGCAGAAGUCUUGAAUCUCAACGGCCUCUGAAGGGAAGGAGAGGUGCUUGAAAGCAAACACUACAACUCAACCAUGAGAACCUCCGGCCCGAAAUACUGGAGCUGACCAGGAACAUGAAGUGUCUUUUGGGUGGAACACACACACUGUCUACAUUUUAACCUUCACGCUACACGUGUUCUGGACUUGGGAUCAGAUGAUUUGAUACAGCGUGUGUCGAAGGAAGAAAAAAAAAAGCAGCAACAUUUGUGUUGUUCUUUUGUAAAACAAAAUGACUGGAAUGAAUAUGAGCGACAGAGAUUACUGUGGACGUACUGAAGCGGACAGAACCCACAGCAUGAGCUGAGCCUCGGACUCCAGCUUAACCAGGGCUUCACAUUUGCCCCUUUCUAGAACCAGUCGCCAUCUUCUUGAUCCACACAGGAUCUGUUUGUCUUAAUUGAAUCACCGAAAUACAAGCUAACCUCGGCCUUACGCGCUCAAACAUCGGUCUGAAUCACUGGCGACGGAUUUGGAUGGAGAUCUUUGUCUUCAAAGACAGGUUUUCUCGCAGGCUUGAGCAGAAGCCCAUUCCUUUUGAAGCCCACUGACUGAAACCAGACUUUGACACUGUGUGAGACAGAGAUUUGCACAGCUAACACAAACUGCACCAGACAACAACUCUUCAUCUUCUGAACCGCUUUUUCAAACUGAGGUCUAACUUCCACAACGUGACACCACCUUGUACCCGCUCAUAACUCUCGAAGUCAGAAUUCAAUCAAAACACUCAAGUCGAUGUUGAGCAAUGGCAUUAAAGCUAUAUUUUGGGUGAGUCAUGUUUGCGUCUGGUGCAGCCGAGCCAUCAGUGUCAGACGGGUCCACUGUCGCUCCUCCUGACGAUGUUUACAUGAAAACUGCUGCCUUUCCACUGCGCUUCUGUCUUGCUCUGCCGCCAUCUAGAGGCAAGUUGCUGGAACUACGGCGGGUGGCGCUCGACGUGGGAGUUACCAAUAUUUAUUUAAGGUCUUUAAAGCUGUGCAUUUUGAUUGAAAUUUCUAUUUUGAAAUGUGAAUUUUGAACACCCGUUUUGGUGACGCCUCCAGAAAACGUCGUUGUCAUUGUGUGGCGCUCAAAAAACAACGUCGGUUUUGGCGUCAUUCAAGACAAACGCAGGAAGAAACAACGGAUUGAUGAAGCUUUCACCUUUUAAAGUUGCAUAUUUACAAGUAAACUUUCCCAAGAUGACUUUUAAAAAUCGUGUUAAAAAUGUACGAAAGCGGCACUGAAUCAACCGUGACACUGGUCACACGCGUUUGAAUGUAUUUGCGGGAAGAGUUUUUACUCCUGACAUACGAGCGUGGGAACGUUUGUGUUCAACUUCUCACAGUAAAGAGUUUUUAUGUUCAUUUGCAACUUUAAAAUGUGUUGAACCAGCGGGACAUAAACUCAGCAGGGGCUGAUCGCAGGUGUGUACAGAACCCGCACUGUUGCCAUGACGACGACGACGACGCCGAUGUAUGAAGCUUUUAACUCAGCUUUCAAUCAAACCUCUUAACCUCAUCAUACGACUGUCCGUGUUUUCAUGUUAUUUUCUUUGGUUUAUGUCACUAGAAACAAAGAAACAGGACCACGCGUAAGCAAGGCGGCGCUAGAGUGCAGCGAGACAUGACGGGUCUUCAGAACCAUUCUGGGACGUUUCCUCUCUCGGACCAAGUGCUUGUUUUUGACUUAAGAGUGUUUGUGUCUUUGGUCAAAGGCAGAAAAAAAUGUAUAUUAAAAUGAUUUAAUAACC